Arvicanthis niloticus (Nile rat) is the source of this 7838-nucleotide messenger RNA. NCBI's taxonomy places the organism in Eukaryota, Metazoa, Chordata, Mammalia, Rodentia, Muridae. The record is from RefSeq and is a predicted model, not a curated record.
GUCUCCCAAAGCGCGUAGCCCGAGGACAGUUCUCUGGCUGCCGCGGGUCUCACAGCAUAGCGCAGCCUGCCGCAGAGGCUGGGUUCCCGCAACACUUCAGGCGGAGUGACACAGGUGCGGGCGCCCUCAGAGGGCCACUCGGCACCCGGCUUCCGGGGUUCGGGAGGCGUCGGGGGGCCGGAGAGGGCGCGGUCGGGGAGGAGACCGUUCCCCAGUCCCAGAUAGUCUGGGCGGCGAGCGGGGUGCCCUGUGACAGGCGUCCUCCGGGAGGGACUCUGCGAUGACCCCGCCGCAGAGCUGAGGCUGUCACCCGAACUCCCUCCGCGGCGCCCUCGUCAUGCAGAAGAGCGUGCGCUACAACGAGGGGCACGCCCUGUACCUAGCCUUCCUGGCGCGCAAGGAGGGCACCAAGCGCGGCUUCCUGAGCAAGAAGGCUGCCGAGGCGAGCCGUUGGCACGAGAAGUGGUUCGCUCUCUACCAGAAUGUGCUCUUUUACUUCGAAGGCGAGCAGAGCGGCCGCCCAGCGGGCAUGUACCUUCUAGAGGGCUGCAGCUGUGAGCGAACGCCCGCACCACCCAGGACCAACGCAGGACCCGCUGGCGCCCGGGACGCGCUGGACAAGCAGUAUUACUUCACUGUCCUUUUUGGGCACGAAGGUCAGAAACCUCUGGAGUUGCGCUGCGAAGAGGAGCAGGCAGGAAAAGAGUGGAUGGAGGCCAUUCACCAAGCCAGUUAUUCGGACAUCAUGAUUGAGAGGGAAGUGUUAAUGCAGAAGUACAUUCAUCUAGUUUCAGAUUGUGGAGACGGAAAAGUUGCCACUAACCAACUCCGACAUCAACUAGAAGAUCAAGAUACUGAAAUUGAAAGGCUUAAAUCAGAGAUUGUUGCUCUUAAUAAGACCAAGGAACGGAUGCGUCCGUACCACACCCAUCAAGAGGAGGAGGAUCCAGACAUCAAGAAGAUUAAGAAGGUUCAGAGCUUCAUGAGAGGCUGGCUGUGCAGGAGGAAAUGGAAGACCAUCGUGCAGGACUACAUUUGUUCUCCCCAUGCUGAGAGCAUGAGGAAGAGAAACCAGAUUGUGUUCACGAUGGUGGAGGCCGAGACGGAGUACGUGCACCAGCUCUACAUCCUGGUGAAUGGUUUCCUCAGGCCCCUGCGCAUGGCAGCCAGCUCCAAGAAACCCCCCAUUAGCCAUGAUGAUGUCAGCAGCAUUUUUCUCAACAGUGAAACAAUCAUGUUUCUUCAUGAAAUAUUCCAUCAAGGUCUAAAGGCAAGGCUGGCAAAUUGGCCGAGUUUGGUUUUGGCGGAUCUGUUUGAUAUUUUGCUGCCUAUGCUGAACAUUUAUCAAGAAUUUGUACGUAAUCACCAGUACAGCCUCCAAGUACUUGCCAACUGUAAGCAAAACAGAGAUUUUGACAAGCUCUUAAAACAGUAUGAAGCCAACCCUGCCUGUGAGGGAAGGAUGUUGGAGACCUUCUUGACUUACCCAAUGUUUCAGAUUCCCAGGUAUAUCAUCACACUUCAUGAACUUCUGGCUCACACCCCUCAUGAACACGUGGAGAGGAAAAGUCUGGAAUUCGCUAAGUCAAAGCUGGAGGAACUAUCCAGAGUAAUGCACGAUGAAGUCAGUGACACUGAGAACAUACGGAAGAACCUCGCCAUCGAGAGGAUGAUUGUGGAGGGCUGCGACAUUUUACUGGACACCAGCCAGACUUUCAUCCGACAAGGUUCUCUUAUCCAAGUUCCUUCUGUCGAGAGGGGGAAACUCAGUAAAGUCCGCCUGGGCUCCUUGUCUCUGAAAAAGGAAGGCGAGAGACAGUGUUUCUUAUUCACAAAGCACUUUCUGAUUUGUACACGGAGUUCAGGAGGAAAGCUGCAUUUACUCAAGACAGGUGGGGUUCUCUCCCUCAUUCAGUGUACGCUGGUUGAGGAGCCUGAUGCAAGUGACGAUGACCCCAAAGGUUCUGGCCACAUGUUUGGACAUCUGGACUUUAAGAUAGUAGUGGAGCCUCCUGAUGCUGCCCCUUUCACUGUGGUCUUGUUAGCACCUUCGCGCCAGGAGAAAGCGGCAUGGAUGAGUGACAUCAGUCAGUGUGUGGACAAUAUACGAUGUAAUGGAUUGAUGACUAUAGUCUUCGAAGAGAAUUCCAAAGUCACUGUGCCGCAUAUGAUUAAGUCUGAUGCCCGUCUUCAUAAAGACGACACUGACAUCUGUUUCAGUAAAACACUCAAUUCCUGCAAAGUGCCGCAGAUCCGCUACGCCAGCGUGGAGCGCCUCUUGGAGCGGUUGACGGACUUGCGGUUUCUGAGCAUCGAUUUCCUCAACACCUUUCUGCACACCUACCGCAUUUUCACCACGGCCGCCGUAGUGCUGGCGAAGCUCUCGGACAUCUACAAGAGGCCUUUCACCUCCAUUCCUGUCAGGUCGUUAGAGUUAUUUUUUGCCACGAGCCAGAACAACAGAGAACAUUUGGUAGAUGGAAAAUCCCCACGUCUCUGUCGCAAGUUCUCUUCCCCACCUCCCCUGGCUGUGUCCAGAACAUCCUCCCCUGUGAGGGCCAGAAAGCUGUCUUUGACGUCUUCCUUGAACUCAAGGAUCGGAGCCUUGGACCUGAGUAUAUCCUCAUCUUCCAAUAGUCCCACCAACGCCCACAGCCCUGCUGCGUCCCCGCCACCGCACACUGCCGCCCUGGAGUCUGCACCAGCUGACAAAGCGGGAGACUCCGCAGACAUGUCACCUUGUAGGUCUCCCACGACUCCCCGGAACCUCAGAUAUCGCCAGCCUGGAGGACAGGUAGCUGACAGCACCCACUGCUCUGUGUCACCUGCUUCUGCUUUUGCGAUCGCCACAGCUGCAGCAGGACAUGGGAGUCCACCAGGAUUUAACAAUGAGAGAACAUGUGACAAGGAGUUCAUCAUACGGAGAACAGCCACCAAUCGAGUCCUGAAUGUCCUCCGCCACUGGGUCUCAAAGCAUGCACAGGAUUUUGAACUCAAUAAUGAACUCAAGAUGAAUGUUCUAAACUUGCUAGAAGAAGUUCUACGAGACCCGGACCUUCUUCCUCAAGAAAGGAAAGCCACAGCGAACAUCCUGAGGGCUCUUUCACAAGAUGAUCAAGAUGACAUCCACCUAAAAUUAGAGGAUAUAAUUCAAAUGACAGACAGUCCAAAGGCUGAGUGCUUUGAGACAUUGUCAGCCAUGGAGCUGGCCGAGCAGAUCACUCUCCUGGACCACAUUGUUUUCAGAAGCAUCCCCUACGAAGAGUUUCUUGGGCAGGGCUGGAUGAAGCUAGACAAGAAUGAAAGGACGCCUUACAUCAUGAAGACCAGCCAGCACUUCAAUGAGAUGAGUAACCUGGUGGCCUCCCAGAUAAUGAAUUACGCCGACAUCAGCUCCCGUGCCAACGCCAUUGAGAAGUGGGUAGCAGUGGCUGACAUCUGCCGAUGUCUACACAACUACAAUGGUGUGCUGGAGAUCACCUCGGCCUUAAACAGAAGUGCCAUCUACAGGCUGAAGAAAACCUGGGCCAAGGUGUCCAAGCAGACAAAAGCUCUAAUGGACAAACUUCAGAAGACUGUUUCAUCUGAAGGGAGAUUUAAAAAUCUCAGAGAAACUCUCAAAAACUGUAACCCCCCGGCUGUCCCUUACCUUGGGAUGUACUUGACAGACCUGGCAUUCAUUGAAGAAGGGACACCAAACUUUACCGAAGAAGGCCUUGUCAAUUUCUCCAAGAUGCGGAUGAUAUCACACAUUAUUCGAGAGAUACGCCAGUUCCAGCAGACGGCUUACCGCAUAGACCAGCAGCCAAAGGUCAUACAAUACCUGCUUGACAAAGCCCUUGUCAUAGACGAAGAUACACUGUAUGAGCUGUCACUCAAAAUUGAACCUCGACUCCCUGCUUGAAGAUCUGGCCUUGUCCCUGACACCAUUGGAAUUCUGUGGAAAGUGGGUCACACAUGGCACAGGGGGGACUCAGAGGGACAAUGCCUGCCUCCUUUCACCACCAAAGAUGGAACUGAACUGUAAUUCUGUCUCCAGCAAGAGUGAAGCCCAGCUGCUUGGGCCAAAGACAAAUACUCCAGCCUUGGGUGGGAAGGUGUAAAGUUUGAAGCUGAUGGUGUAAUUUGCAUACACAUGUAAUAUAGAGAUGCUGGCAGCAAUUGUAAUGAGGUGGUAUGAAGGUAAAGCUCCCCUGUCCCAUGUUCUGUAGGGACAAGGUCCUGCAAUGUUUCUUUGUCACUCUACUAGCCUGGGCACACCUGUACCAAUCCUCUAGGACUUAAUCGCUUCUGUUACAGUUCCUUUAUGCCAAGCAUCAUGGCCAGGCUAAAGCUUCCUUCCUAGGCUCAGCACAAAAGCAGUUUCAGUACGCAGCAAGUGCAUGGUUCUCAGUGUGUUCUCCAUGCAUGGGGGGACGUGGCAUGCUCUGAAACAGCUGAUUUUAGCCUUUAGGCCAUGGGACAGGAAAGAGAUUAAAAACACAAGGGGAUUUGUGGGUAGCAUUUCCUUAAUUACAAGUAUCCAGUGUCCCACAGACUUGAGUGAGGGCUUCACUGAGAGAUCAGUGGCUCCAAAAAGCUGCCCUCUUGGAGAACCAAGUAUGGAGGUUUCAGUAAGGGGCCUGUGUCAGCACUCUGGAGAGAAAUGACUUACUAAGCGAAAAUGGAGACCUAAGAAUCAUCUAUGUGCCUGGUCUCACUGUUUCCUUUCCCCUAAAGUUCUCUAAAAACCUUUUCUGAUAUACGCAAACCUAUUUGGGUUUAUUGUGAAUAUGGCUAUACUUUAAAAAUGAGCAUUUUGUGUGUGUGUGGGGGGGGUUUCUUUGGAGAGCCCACACUUGCUUGUGCUGUUGGUAGACAGUCGUUUCUCCUGUCUCAGACAUCUUUGUUUAAACCAGUUUUGAGAUUGUUCUGUGUAAUACUGUAAGUGCAGGGGUAUCGGCCCCAAGGACACCACAGCGCUUACAGCAGAAAACCAAAUGCGGGGGUUGGGGGGUUAGCCUUGCACCCCAAGCCUGGAGAAGUGGCUUUGGUCUCCUCACAAUGGUCUGUUGUGAAAGGAGUGAGACUAUCCCCAAUCACCUCCCUCUCCUCAGGGAGACCAUUGCUUGAAAAGAAGACAGUGAUGGCAAAGGGAGGUUAUUAUUAUCUGAGCCUAGCAGACCUGGCAUUUUCUCUCAGAGGCCUGAUGCUUACUGAUGCUGACAAUGAAGACUGACCUGCCUGGCUAUUUCUCCUCUUCCCUUGCAUUUUAAUUAUGUGGUAGAGCUAACAAUUAGAUAGUGCUUUUCCACUUGCUGGCUUCUGAGCUAGCAUUGGUGAUGUGCCAUAGAACUAGCGUACGUACAUUUCCUGCACAGUAAUAAUGGUCAUCCUUGUAUAUAACUGCAUAGAGAAAUAAAACCUGAGUAAAAAAUAUUUAUAUUAUAUGAAUUCCACUCCAAAAGUCUUUUUGCUGGUUCAUGUUAGCCAACAGUGUAGCACUAAGUCCCACAGGGGCACUUACAGAUGCUUUCUCCUUUUGUUUAUUUCCUGCGUUGCUUGUUCGUUCUCUUCAGCUGCAAAUAAGAGAUGACUGCAUUGUGUUGCAUGAUGAAGGCAUAGGAUGUUGGAUCCUAACGGUGCAUACCUUGUGACUUGUUUCUCGGUGUUCAGAAGCCAAACAGGAUCUUACAGAGAAAAAGGAGAAGUUAGCAUUCUUGAGAGGACCACAGCAUACCAAUCUUAUGAAAAACACCACUGGGGAAGGAGUGCCCACCUCGACUCCAACCCCACCCUGCCUCCACUCCACCCCAUUCCUGCCAGGAUGGCUCUGUGUACACUUUACUUGGGAGUUUGGACUCCUAUUUCUCCAGUGUUGCAUUUCAGAGGCCAGUGUGGCCAUUCUUAGUUUAAAAAAAAAAAAAAAGAUAAGAGAGAUUUCUCCUGUUCCCCGCCUGUUGAAAUCCAGCUUUUCUCUGGAGCUUGUUCCCAGUAGAAUAUUCCGCACCCCAGGGGUCAUUUGUGGAUUCUGUCAUUGCUUUACUCAAUUUCUUCAGCUUGUUAGAGCGAAAGAGACCUAGACCAUCAUAUGUGGGUGAGCCAAGGCAGAGAAUGCACAUUUAGAAACAGAACACCUAAACUUGGUCACAUUUGAAAUUCACCAGAGCAAUUUGUGGUUUUUCUUGUGACUGCUGAAAGUCCCUGUCCUUUGAAGCUUUCUGUGUCUUUGUGGGCUACAAUGCAUGCGCUCCAGUCUGUGUGCCAACACCCUACUUUAGGAGAUGCAUUUCUAAGAGCACCUUAGAGACCAGCUUCUAAAGAUGAAGUAGUGAACACGUGUACUGCAGAAUUAACAGGGAACCAACCUGUUUUCACGCUUUCAAAUGAACACAUAUUCGUGCUAGUCGGUGGUAUGGCUAUGAAGACCUCGGGAUGCCUAAGACAUCUCCACUCUCGAUACAGAAAGAAAUCUCUUAGUGAAGCCCGCUAUCAUAUGUGACAGUCUCAGGCUCGAAGUAUAUCACUGUCAGUUUUCUUUAGCAAUUUAACAGAAGAAUUUAAAGAGGGGAUUUUAAAGUGUCAUGGAAAUAUUUUAGAGUGUCCCUGACACAGUCUCCUUUGCUGUCUGUUUGUGCAUCUCAAAGUAUUCCAUGGAAACAUGAAACUCAUGGAUACCAGAUCAUCUGGAAGAGAAAACCCCACUGUGAGCCAAUUAAUGUGACCAUGGGCCUGCCCCUUUCUUUCGUGUAAGGUGAGACAAAACUGAGGGUCAGCAGACAUUGCAUCGUAUCUAAAGAGUAAUGCAAUACAGUGGUCAUUCCUACAUCUGUCAGCUUUCACAUUAAAACAAAAAAAAAUUAUUUAGCUUUUUUUUUUCAACUUUAAUGUUAUUUCCCCCAGGAAAUCUCUCUUGUUUUAAAUAUGUUUCUUUGAAAUUCAAACCACAAACAUUAUCAUUUUUACUAUGGUUGAAAUGGCAUAAGAGAUAAUAUACUAUAUAAUGUUUUUAGCCAGGCUAAUGUCCACAGCUGGAGGCGAUUCAUGAACGGAAUUCAUUUCCAUUUCUGUGAGAAAUAAGAUUGUAAGUCUAGUGACUUUUUACAUGCACUACUUCAUGAUUCCUGGAAAUAAGACUCUAGCCGGUGGGAAGUAACGGGUAUCCUUUCAGAGGCCACUGGUAUCUUAAAGCAGGACAGAACAGAAAUGGAGAGGGACCUUUUGUUGUAGAUGCAGACUCAUGAGUGAUAUAGCAGGGUUUCCAUUUCCGCUGACAUUUCAUUUUGGGGCGUGGCAUUAAGAUGACCAUUGACUGUCCUUGAUCCAGUCUGCUUGAGAAAAACACUCACCCUACUUCACAGUGUUGAACCGCUGUCUCUACACAUUUCGGGUUGAACCAGAAAGUUGGUGGUGAAGCAACGCUGGGCCAGACAUGAACCUCAGCCCAGCACUGUCCACCAAAAAGCAUAGACCAGUGUUUACACCUCCAAGUCUCAUUUUUCCCAUCUGCAAAAUGGGAUUAAUCAGAACUCCUGUGCUGUCUACCUCACUGGGCUGUCCUGAGGACCAAAGGGGUCAGAAUGUAAACUGUAAAGUGCUGUACAGUUGUGAGGUGGCUGAUCACCAUUCUCAGCUCUCUUUUGCAGAGGAAUUAAAUGUACUUAUUAUUUGUAUGUAUGUGUAUGCUUGUAUGUACAGGCACAUGUGAUAGUCAGCAAAACACAUUGUUUGUGUCUGGCUACUUUGCACAUCCGCUGUCACGUGUAACUCUGAGGAGGGAUUUGUGUUGUGGCUGAGCACCUGCCGCGUGAGGCGUAGGUUAUGCCAACAUGCAAAUUAAACUUCGCCUUGCUUCAGUA